Molecule: messenger RNA, 2223 nt
Organism: Onychomys torridus (southern grasshopper mouse)
Lineage: Eukaryota; Metazoa; Chordata; Mammalia; Rodentia; Cricetidae
Gene: C18H6orf89
Product: chromosome 18 C6orf89 homolog
Exons: 10
Coding region: 1092-2138 (348 amino acids)
Cellular component (GO): Golgi membrane; nucleolus
Source: RefSeq, a predicted model, not a curated record
GUUCGCGGCGUGAGAGCCGCUUCCGGGUCGCGCUGCCGGAAGCAGGAAGUCGUUGGCCCCUCCUCCUCGCCCGGCGACUGGCGUCCCCGAGGCGGGAGGAGCCCGAGAGGGCGCGGGCCCGCAUGGACUGAGGCCCGGCCGGAGUUGUGGGAACCAUCUCACAAGAGCUGCCCUGCUUCCAUUCCUGAAGUCUCCCUCCACUGUGAACCAGCACCCUGACUCGCCCCUGGCAGGCCUCUCUUGAAAGUCAGGCUCAGCUCUUUUCUUUGAGCAGGACCAUUCUUCAUUGUGGAGGACUGUCUGGGCUCUCUCUGUGUGAUGCUGGCCCUUACCCACUAGAUGCCAAUAGGACUUCCAAUUUUGACAACAAAGAUGGGGAAGAAACCCUUCAGACAUCACCAGAUGCCCCCCAAGAGCAGAGUCACUCUUGGUUGAGAGCUGCUGUCCUGAAGUAGCUGCCUUUGUUACUUCAGUUUGUUUUCUGUUGCUGGGGAUUGAACCAAGGCUCUUCUGCUGAGCUAGACCCCUGGCCCCAGAGUGUGCCUUGAAUCAGCAGGGAAGAGGCUUGAAAGCAUUUUGUUGAGUCCCGCGCGCCCAGAGUUUGCAGGAACUCAAUACCACAGUCUCCUGUAUCGGGCAAUCAGCAGUGCGUCCAUUUUCAGUGUGCCCUUCUGAGCAGCGGGUUGAACUCUCCCACUGACCUGCCUGGGGCAGUCAUCGCUUGUUCAGUGUUCCCGUGCCUGGCUGUGCCUGCCACCUACUUGUUAGGAACGUAGCAGGGUCUUAAUCCCCAUGCCUGUGUCCUUCACCUCCCAUGGUUUGUGUGGGCAUUAAUUAGCCCAUCACAGCAUCAUAAGAAGGGCUUGCACUGGGGGUCUGGAAACAUCUCCCCAUCGCUAACGGAGGAUGACUGUAUGUCAAGGGUGGGACAGAAGCCUUGGUUUGCUGACUCCCCGGUGACCCUGCCUGUGCCCUUGCAGAGUUAAACCACUGUUAAAGAGUCAAGCUCAUUCUUCCGACCUUCCCUCCGAGACAAAGCUCCUUUCUGCCAGGCCGGACCCUCUUUCUGGAGGGAUUUCCUUUUGGAAGACAUGGAUCUUGCUGCUAAUGAGAUCAGCAUCUAUGACAAACUUUCAGAGACUGUUGAUUUGGUGAGACAGACAGGCCAUCAGUGUGGAAUGUCAGAAAAAGCGAUUGAAAAAUUUAUCAGACAGCUACUGGAGAAGAAUGAACCUCAAAGGGGACCACCCCAGUACCCUCUCCUCUUAGCCCUGUAUAAGGUCUUCCUAACUCUGGGAUUAAUCUUGUUCACUGCCUACUUUGUAAUUCAACCUUUUAGCUCCUUAGCACCUGAGCCAGUGCUUUCGGGAGCUCACACCUGGCGCUCACUCAUCCAUCACAUUCGCCUGAUGUCCUUGCCCAUUACCAAGAAGUAUAUGCCAGAGAAUAAGGGCGUUCCUCUGCAAGGUGGAGAGGAAGACAAACCCUUCCCAGACUUCGACCCCUGGGCAUCGAGUGACUGUGAGCAGAACGAGUCGGAGCCCAUCCCUGCCAACUGCACUGGCUGUGCCCAGAUGUUACCCCUCAAAGUAACGCUCCCAGAGGACACGCCGAAUAGUUUUGAGAGACUCCGUCCUCUAGUGAUCAAGACAGGACAGCCUUUGUUGUCUUCAGAGAUUCAGCAUUUCUCAUGCCAGUACCCUGAAGCCACAGAGGGCUUCACUGAGGGGUUUCUCACCAAGUGGUGGCGCUGCUUUCCUGAGAGGUGGUUCCCGUUUUCUUACCCAUGGAGGAGACCUCUGAACAGAUCACAAAUCUUACGGGAGCUUUUUCCUGUUUUUACCCAACUUCCAUUUCCAAAAGAUGCCUCCUUAAACAAGUGCUUCCUGGUCCACCCGGAACCUGUGGUGGGUAGCAAGAUGCAUAAGGUGCAUGAUUUGUUCACUGUUGGCAGCGGGGAAGCCAUGUUGCAGCUCAUCCCUCCUUUCCAGUGCCGAAGACACUGUCAGUCUGUGGCCAUGCCGAUAGAGCCUGGAGAUAUUGGCUAUGCGGGUGCUGCCGACUGGAAGGUCUACAUUGUAGCCAGAGGGGUCCAGCCUCUGAUCAUCUGCGAUGGAACCACUCUCUCAGAACUGUAGGAGACAGCUGUCUGUGGGAACUACCUGAAGAGCUGGAAACCAGGCUGGAAAGAGUGGGGAGGGGAAUAAAAACGCUGAAACAGUC